This is a messenger RNA of Prosopis cineraria, 3246 nucleotides long. RefSeq lists its product as uncharacterized. The transcript has 6 exons. The record is from RefSeq and is a predicted model, not a curated record. The coding region runs from base 1 to 3246 and encodes 1081 amino acids. NCBI's taxonomy places the organism in Eukaryota, Viridiplantae, Streptophyta, Magnoliopsida, Fabales, Fabaceae.
AUGAGGGAUGAUCGAAUGUGGAUGUAUAGUCGGCGUGACGAAAGUGGAAAAGGACUCAACAAAAAGUUUAUAGAUGGUGUAGAACAAUUUGUGGCAUUUGUUCUUUCUCAACCAAAUCUAGUCUCAAAUGGCCAAAUAAGGUGUCCGUGUUCAAAGUAUGACAAUAAGAAAUUUUUAGAGUAUGAAAUCGUCAAGGUUCACCUUUAUCGUCAUGGUUUUGUCCCUAAUUAUGACCCAUGGAGUUAUCACGGGGAACCUUUACAUUAUGAUGAUGUUGAUUAUGAGGUUGCUAGAGAUAUUGAAGAAAGAGUUGAAGAUGCUGUUGGUCCUAGUGUCAAUCCUAAUACUAAUAUAGAGUUAGAUGAUCCUCCAAGCCAUAAUGCUCAAAAAUUUUAUGAGAUGUUGGAAACUGCUAAAGAGCCACUGUAUGAAGGGUGUAGUAGGCACACUCCAUUAUCAGCAAUAUCUAGAUUGUUAAAUAUCAAAUCUGAGUUUAACUUGAGUGAGAAUUGCUAUAAUUGUAUUUUACAAUGGGUAAAAGAAUUGUUGCCAAAUGAUGAAAAAUUGCCUAAAGACUAUUACAAGACUAAACAAAUGGUAGGACAACUUGGUUUGAAGUAUGAGAAAAUAGAUGUGUGUCGAAAUGGUUGUAUGCUGUACUAUAAGGAGAACAAGGAAAGGAGGGAAUGUUUGGUGUGUGGCCAUGAUCGCUUUAAAUCUAGAAAAAGAGAUAAUGGAAGUAAUAAAGACAUACCGUACAAGGUGCUGCGUUAUUUCCCAUUGACUCCAAGAUUACAAAGGCUUUAUAUGUCUUCCAAAACAGCAGAGCACAUGGUAUGGCAUCAUAAAACAAGGCGAGAGCCAGGGGUCAUGUGUCAUCCUUGUGAUGGCGAGGCAUGGAAACAUUUUGAUCAAUGUUAUCCCUCUUUUGCUUUAGAACCUCAAAAUGUUAGGUUAGGCUUAUCAUUAGAUGGGUUUACUCCAUUUGGGCAAUCUGCACAUCCAUAUUCAUGUUGGCCUGUAAUUGUUACACCAUAUAAUUUGCCCCCUGGGAUGUGCAUGAAAACCCCAUAUAUGUUUCUUACUCUUAUAAUUCCUGGCCCAAAGAGCCCUGGGCAAAAAAUUGAUGUGUACUUGCAACCUUUAAUUGAUGAGUUGAAAGAAUUGUGGGAGGUUGGUGCUUUAACCUAUGACUCAUAUAAGAAGCAAAAUUUUUAUAUGAGAGCUUCACUAUUAUGGACUAUUAAUGACUUCCCUGCUUAUGGCAUGUUAUCCGGAUGGAGUACGCGUGGAAUUUUGUCAUGCCCAAUUUGUAUGGAGUACAGUAAAUCAUUCUUCUUGGAAAAAGGAAAAAAGGUGACAUUUUUUGAUUGUCAUCGUCAAUUUUUGCCACUACAACAUCCUUUUCGUCGAGAUAAAAAGUCAUUUUAUAAAGGGUGUGAUGAGAAAUCUCCUAUCUCUCAAAGAUUUUCUAGUGAUGACUUAUGGGAAAAAGUUUGUUGCUUGCCAAGAAUGAUGGAGAAAAAUGGAACUUACAAGUUGCCUGGGUUUGGCAGUCAACAUAAUUGGACUAAACGUUCUAUAUUUUGGGAUUUGCCUUAUUGGAAUACCAACUUGAUUCGCCAUAAUCUUGAUGUUAUGCAUAUUGAGAAGAAUGUAUUUGAUAAUAUAUUCAAUACUGUUAUGGAUGUUAAAGGUAAGACGAAGGACAAUGAAAAGGCUAGAGAGGACUUGUCUACUUAUUGUAACCGACCAGAAUUGGCAUUGUUUAAGAGUGUUGGAAAGACAAUGAAGCCAAAAGCAACAUACACUUUGACAAAGCAACAAAGGAAGUUGGUAUGUGAAUGGAUUAAAAAUUUAAGACUUCCUGAUGGACAUGCUUCAAAUUUGUCUAAAUGUGUUGACAUGGAAAAUUGUAAAUUGUUAGGGAUGAAAAGUCAUGAUUGUCAUGUAUUUUUACAAAGAUUGCUCCCAAUUGCCUUUAAAGAUUUAUUACCUGAGGCUAUUUGGAAUGCCUUAACAGAAAUAAGUCUAUUCUUUAAAGACAUAUGCUCAACAAUUAUAACAGUGGAGCAAAUGCAAAAGCUUGAAGAAAAUAUUGUUGUAACUAUUUGCAAGUUAGAAAAGUUCUUUCCUCCAGCCUUCUUUGACUCCAUGGAACAUUUCCUAUUCACUUACCUUAUGAAGCAAGAGUUGGUGGACCCGUUCAGUAUCGAUGGAUGUAUCCAUUUGAAAGAAGAAACAUCUACAUUCUGUGCUCAUUACUUUGAACCUCAUGUUCAAACAAAACUAAACAAAAUUGAUCGAAAUGAUGAUCAUAGUGAGGUUGACUGCCCAGAUGGAUGCCUUUCUAUAUUCAGACAUCCUGGUCGCACAGCAGGAAAAGGAAAAACACAAUUUUUGACAAAUGAUGAAUUUAAUGUAGCUUCUAUAUAUGUUCUGCUUAAUUGUGAGGAAAUCCAACCAUUUCUUAGAAUAUUUGAAGAACAACUUAGGAAAAGAAUACCUAAUGCAACCAAUGAGGAUGUAGAGACUAAGAUAGAUAGUGAAUUUGCAAAGUGGUUGAAAGAAUAUGUUUUUGACCCAAAUAACAAUGUAGAUGAUGUUCGUAUAAAGGAUCUAGCUUUUAGGCCAUCUAGAGAAGUACAUACAUGGUCUCAAUAUUUUAUCAAUGGAUAUCGGUUUCACACACGUGCUUACAACUCAUCAAAAUCUACCAUGAACUGUGGAUUGUGCAUUAAGGGAACAAAUUAUAAUGAGUUUGAAUAUGACUAUUAUGGUUUGUUGGAAGAAGUGAUAGAAUUGCAAUAUUAUAAUCCAACCUCUAAGAAAACUAGAGCGUAUGAACCAUUUGCACUUGCUCAACAAGCUCAACAAGUUUAUUUUGGAGAAUAUGCUAGUAAGAAGAGGGAGAGGGCUGAUUGGUGGGCUAUUUGUAAAAUAAAAGCAAGGAGUAUGAUAAAUGCACCAGAAGUAGCCUUCCAAGAAGAUGAUAUGGGAUUGCCAUAUGACACAAGCAUGGAUGCAAUUAAUAAUCUUUGUGAAGGGGUAGCUGAAGAACUUGAAAUACAAGAAAAUGAGAUGAGAUUACAGUAUGAAACAAAUGAUGUUGAUGAACUAGAAAAGUUAGAUGAGGAAGAUGAGCUUGAAAAUGAGGAAUUUCAAACUGAAGAGGAAGAUGAACUUAGUGAGAGUGAUAGUAUUGAAAGUGAUGAAUCAAAUACUGAAAAGGAAGAUGAAGCUUAG